AUGACGGAAGGAUUGCUCAAUUGGCUCUCCACAAAAAAAUGGACUGGUAUUAAAAAGUUAUCAGAAGAAGAAUACAAGCAAAUCAAACAAGCUAGAGCCGAAACUAAGGCAGUGCAAUUAGAAAAUUUACCCUCCAAAAAUGAAAAUUCAGAUAAUCGAUC
Messenger RNA from Cetraspora pellucida, 161 nucleotides. The record is from the annotation of a GenBank genome assembly. NCBI's taxonomy places the organism in Eukaryota, Fungi, Glomeromycota, Glomeromycetes, Diversisporales, Gigasporaceae.